Dothidotthia symphoricarpi CBS 119687 is the source of this 2196-nucleotide messenger RNA. RefSeq lists its product as uncharacterized. The transcript has 2 exons. The record is from RefSeq and is a predicted model, not a curated record. Bases 284 to 2050 code for a protein of 588 amino acids. NCBI's taxonomy places the organism in Eukaryota, Fungi, Ascomycota, Dothideomycetes, Pleosporales, Dothidotthiaceae.
UGUUCUGUGCAACAGAAGUGUGCAAGGUCGGAGGCGAAGACAAUGGGUCGACAUCCGCCAAAUACGAACACAGUGACUUCUUAUUACCGUCCCAACAGCCAAGAGUUAUUUUGUCAAGCACAUGACCUUCUCCUUCACAUUACACACCGGACGAACUCAAGGUGGAGUAAUCAAGUCACGUUUCCAGCUAGCCAGAAGCGGAAGUGUCAUAUCCUACCCUCGCCUCCCUGCAUCUCCCCAACAACAAUCACCGACAACUUCACAUCAAACCCCCACAUGAGCGAUGGAAUUCUCUCCAUCAUCUCCAAGCGCUAUCGAUCUAGAGGCCGAGGCAGAGCGCGAGACAAGACGCCAAGCAAUCCAAGAUGGCACGCUCAGCGACGACGAGUGCAUUCUCGAAUUGCACGAGCGUAAGGCUGUUUUCCUUGCCGACGAGGACUGGCUGCCGGAAUGCCGGAGAUACGGGGAGAAGAUCUUCGACCAGGCGAUUGAGCGCGACGUGCAUAUCGCAUUGGAGAGUGGGCAACGCGUGGUUGGCGUGUUGCACUUGGUUCUCGUGCAUAUCGGUGGCCUCUACUACGACAAUGAGCGGCUCAAAUUCAAGAGUGCUCCUAACGCAGGUGCCGAGAGUGUCGCAAAUAUGGGACCGAUGAUAGAAGGGGUGACAAACAAGAUUGACAAUGACAUCUCACGUGAGAGUGAGGCAGAAAUCAUCGCCAUAUCCUCGGAGGGUGAGACUGAGGAUGACGACGACAGCGACAUACUCAGUGAGAAGGAAAGUAUGCACGUCCCCGAAGUGAUUCCGGAGCAAGACGAACAUACUACAAGGCUCAACGCUGCUAUCGCCGCCCGCAGAAAGAGGAGGCAGCUUACGCACGGCGCAUCGGGAUUUGGAGAUUCGCCAAUAUCGCGGCGGUCACGAAGCGCCGUUCCAGAUUACCAUGCUGUAUCGUCGCCAGCCACACAACGAUCACGGAGCGUUUUCACAGAUGUCGAAGAGCUGGUGAGUAUUGCUCACAGCCCAUCUGCGAUUUCAGCAGCGCGACGCUCGCGAAACCUUGUUCCAGACGCUGAAGACGAGUUUGAUGUCACUUACAUCCCUUCUCCACCACCUCAGCUCCCCUCAUCUCCUCAGAUGGUGCCUGAGGUAGCGAAAGCCGCAACUCGAAACAUACGGCAGCCAGCAAGCGAUGAGACAGCGGACGAUGCGGCACGUAGCCCAAUACUAUCCUCUCAAGUGCUACUUUCCCCACAAGAGCAACUACAGACUCCUCCCAGCUUCCUAGAUGCCUUGCAAGUACCUGCACAUUCUGCACAGUCUCGCAAGCGUUCGGAGCCCUCGCCUAAUCCCCCAGCUCCUUUGUUUGUCGGCGGCCCGGGUAACAAACAAGGCCACAACAGACGAUCUGUCCUCCGUGUACAGCAAACACGGUCCUUAGCAAUAGCCCCACCUUCGGAUGCUCCCCGGAAGAAGCGAAAGAUCGCCACAUCAAAGGGCCCAAAACAAGCUCCAUCUCGUGCAACAACACGGCGACGUACAAGGGUCACGCAGAAGCAGGUGGAGAUUGCAGACUCUCAAGAUAGCGACAGCGACAUCGAUGUCGAAAUGCCCCUUCGCCCCCUCGAAAAAAAGUCCCGCACCACAUCUCCUCGCAUCCCAACCUCUAAGUCCAACGCUCCAGACGUCCACAAAACAGCCGCGUCUUCCGCCGUACCCUCAGCCAAGGCGUUUACCUUCCUGCCCCUCCCCACCUUGACCCCACGCGAUCACGCCCCCUUCCGAAAAGGCGCAGAGAUCGCACUCGACAACAUUCUCAGCGAUCACGUCGAGAACCCGGAUGAUAGUCUGGUUGAGAUCAUUGAGGAGUUGGAGGAAAACCAGCCGGCGGUGGAUGGUUGGGAGAGGAAGACGAUUGUGAAGGGGAAUAUGUGGGUUUGCACGGCUUUGAGGCAGGCUCUGGGUAAGUUUGGGAAGCAGAAGCAGGUUGAUGUUGAGGAGCUGUUGGGACAGUUGGGUAAAUGGAUGGAGAAGGGGUUGAAGGGCCGUUGAUGGGUAGGGAGAGGGGAGGUAGAAAGGUUAUCGAGCUUGGGCGUGUGAUGUCGAUAUGUUUUGCUGUCGAUAUGGUACGAAAAUAGUGUGAUAAUGGGAGAGUUUUCUGGUUAUCGUUCGAUGUAUAUCCUGACGCGAAAUGCCAG